This is a messenger RNA of Ctenopharyngodon idella (grass carp), 1273 nucleotides long. It is a transcript of the gene slc35a4, whose product is annotated as solute carrier family 35 member A4. Gene Ontology annotation, molecular function: pyrimidine nucleotide-sugar transmembrane transporter activity. Gene Ontology annotation, cellular component: Golgi membrane. The record is from RefSeq and is a predicted model, not a curated record. Gene Ontology annotation, biological process: pyrimidine nucleotide-sugar transmembrane transport. NCBI's taxonomy places the organism in Eukaryota, Metazoa, Chordata, Actinopteri, Cypriniformes, Xenocyprididae. The coding region runs from base 198 to 1151 and encodes 317 amino acids. The transcript is spliced from 2 exons.
UGGAUGGGUUGCUGGAACCGAAGUCAGACUGAAGAGGAGAACAUGCACCAUUGCUGCUUGCUUUUGUGUCAUUCAUCGUCAUAUCGAAGCUCUUUCCCUCAACAAAACUGUUGAUUUAGAAAAAACUGAGUUUUGAGGUCGAUAUGCUUUGCGGAGUUUGUGCUUUCAAAACCAGAUGUUGCUGACAGAUCGCGAGCAUGAUUGCGAUAGAUAAUCUUGGUUCUUUUGAAGCAGAACCUCCUCGCAGAAGGUGGGUCCUUCUCCUGCUUCUCCUGGUUCUUAUUUACGGUUCCCACGCUCCCCUCAUCUCACUCACCAAAGUCGACGGUCACGUUCCCUUCAGCCCAUCGUCGUGUGUGGUUCUGAUCGAGUUCGCCAAGCUUCUGAUCUCAUUCGCCUCCCUGUUGGCAUCUGGGAAUCUUUCCGCCCUCAAAGUAUCGGUGUCUGUUGUGACGGUGGCGCCGUACGCUAUUCCUGCUGUGCUCUACGCUUUCAACAACAACCUGGUGGUGUUCAUGCAAGCCUACAUGGAUCCGAGUUCCUUCCAAGUACUCAGUAACCUGAAAAUCGUGUCCACCGCACUCCUCUACACAUCCUGCCUGGGAAAGCGUCUGCGAUGCGGGCAGUGGUUCGCUCUCGGGCUGCUCGUGGCCGCCGGCGUUUGUCACAGCUACUCCGGGUUGGAUUGGGAACCAACUGGGGACGAAUCCACCAGCAGGCUUCACAUCACAUCCUGGGGUUUGCUGUUGGUGCUUGUGUAUUGUUUUAUCUCAGGAUUGGCUGCCGUCUACACAGAGCGGGUGCUGAAAACCCAACGUCUGCCUUUGAGUCUCCAGAAUUUGUUUCUGUACGUCUUCGGCGUGGCGAUCAAUCUUGCGUCGCAUCUCUCCAGCAGCGGCGAUGGGCGGCAGGGCUUUUUGGAGGGUUUCUCCACACUCGUUUGGCUCAUUAUUGCUGGACAGGCCGCUAACGGGCUCCUCAUGUCCGUCAUCAUGAAACAUGGAACGGGAAUCACGCGUCUCUUUGUCAUAUCUUCUGCUAUGCUGGUAAAUGGUGUGUUGUCUUGGGGGCUUCUGGGAAUACAGCUCACGCCUUACUUCCUGUUUCCUGUUGUGCUGAUUGGAUGGGCAGUGUACCUGUAUUACAGGUAGAGCGGACACCACCGACAACAAAAUUAAAGGACUAGUUCACUCCAGAAUUAAAAAUUCCUGACAAUUUACUCACCCCCAUGUCAUGUCUGUCUUUCUUCAGUCGAAAAGAAAUUAAGGUUUUU